GACAACAACAAUGAUAGCUCUACUGCUGCUGCUGGCGCUGGCCGCUCACUCCUUUGCUGUGCCUCUGCCGUCUGAGGACAAAGACAACUUUCUUUUAGCAGAGAAGUACCUCCGUCGCUUCUAUGGCCUCCCAGCUGGUCUCCAAGGUCGACAGAGGUCAGCAGGUGCCCUCGAAAGCAAGAUCAAGGAGAUGCAGAAAUUCUUCAAACUCAAGGUGACGGGAAAUCUGGACGACAACACUUUGGAGCUGAUGAAGCAGGCCAGAUGCGGCGUCCCCGACAUCGGGGAGUACAACCACUUCCCUCGACACCUCAAAUGGCAAAAUAACGAAGUCACAUUCAGGAUAGUGAAUUAUACACCAGAUCUGAAGAAGGCUGAUGUAGACAGAGCCGUCCGCAAGGCGCUGAACGUUUGGUCUGAUGUCACCCCACUGAUCUUUAAGAAGCUGCACCAAGGCAACGCUGACAUUAUGAUCAGUUUUGGAUCAAUGGAGCACGGAGACCAUAAUCCUUUUGACGGGCCUAAUGGAUUACUUGCUCAUGCCUACCCGCCCGGCCAAGGCAUCGGAGGAGACACUCACUUUGAUGAGGAUGAACACUGGACCAAAGAUUCAUCAGCUUACAACCUGUUCAUAGUGGCCGCCCAUGAGUUGGGCCACGCCCUCGGUAUGUCCCAUUCCACAGACCCAGGCGCCCUGAUGUACCCCGUUUACUCGUACACUACAGGCUACCCGCUCGCUGAGGAUGACAUUGAAGGCAUUCAAGCUCUCUAUGGCCCGAACCCAAACCCAAAGAAAGUGAAGCCAAAGCCUGACGCACCAAACAAAUGUGACCCCAUGUUAUCUUUUGAUGCCGUCACAGAGCUCAGAGGAGAAACCAUCAUCUUCAAAGACAGAUUCUACUGGCGUCUCCAUCCUCAGAUGCCCGAGCCUGAGCAGACAAUGAUCAAGUCAACAUGGCCCUCCAUCCCCAACAAGGUGGAUGCAGCAUACGAAAACCCAGAGAAGGAUGUAGUCAUCAUAUUUAGUGGGAUCCGAAUGUGGGCUUUGAAUGGAUAUAACCUUGUGGAUGGUUACCCUAAGUACAUACACAAACUUGGACUUCCCAAGAAGAUCAGGAAGAUAGAUGCUGCUGUUUACAUCAGAGACACUGGGAAGACUCUGCUCUUUGCUGAUGAGGACUACUGGAGUUAUGACGAAGCAACAGGCACCAUGGAUAGCGGCUACCCACGAGCCAUUGAAGACGAUUUCCCUGGGAUGGAUGAUGAGAUCGACGCUGCUGCUUAUCACUAUGGAUACCUGUACUUCUUCCACGAACAGAUGCAGUACGAGUACAGUUACAACUCAAGAAAGGUCAUUCGCAUCAUGAGGACCAACUCCAUUCUCAACUGCUGAUGAAACUGCCUGUUACCAUCAGUGCUGGCUUAAAAUUAUAUGUGGCUUUACUGAAUACGAGGGGAAAUUGAGACGUGCAGGGUUAACCUGAUACAGUUAAAGUUAAGAAAAAUGUUUAUUUUUACUGGUGCUGGACACACAUAGGCCAUACAGUAUAUUUUUUUUCAGACACAGAAUGCUGAAAAUGUAUUUGCGUAGAUUAUUUCUAUUUAUUUUACAUCUCUAUAUUUGUACUACCAGUCUCACUUUUGACAGCAGGAUCCUGUUAUUUGACUACAUGUUUCACUAAUAUUAAGGAGCUGAGCAGUUUAAUAUAUUUUGUGUUUGUUUUUAGAUUUUUUUUAUUGCAGUUGAUGCAGAGAAGCUUGAUAUCUGAUCUUGGUGUUGAAUUGCUGAACAUAAAGUAAUGUUGUCCCAUUUAGUGACAUUUUAAGGGGACUGCACUUACAGCAUUUCCUCAACAUCGUAGACCUUACUCUGUACAAUAGCUUUUUUUUGCAUGAGAUGAGAUUUAACACUUGACACAAAGGGGACUGUGUCUGAAACAUGCACUAACUCAAACCAUUUUUUUUUUCACAAACUGCUUUAACUAAAUGUCAUUUUAGCACUGAUGUAUUUUUGACAUGUGUGACGUGAAUUUUCUUGUUAGUAUUGUUAAAACC
This is a messenger RNA of Epinephelus lanceolatus (giant grouper), 2055 nucleotides long. It is a transcript of the gene mmp13b, whose product is annotated as matrix metallopeptidase 13b. Lineage: Eukaryota; Metazoa; Chordata; Actinopteri; Perciformes; Serranidae. Gene Ontology annotation, molecular function: metalloendopeptidase activity; zinc ion binding. The record is from RefSeq and is a predicted model, not a curated record. Gene Ontology annotation, biological process: extracellular matrix organization; collagen catabolic process; proteolysis. Gene Ontology annotation, cellular component: extracellular matrix.